Molecule: messenger RNA, 9875 nt
Organism: Dreissena polymorpha
Lineage: Eukaryota; Metazoa; Mollusca; Bivalvia; Myida; Dreissenidae
Product: neurofilament heavy polypeptide-like
Exons: 18
Coding region: 631-3927 (1098 amino acids)
Source: RefSeq, a predicted model, not a curated record
GUUGUAUUACCAUAUUUUUUUGCCAAAUAGUUUUCCUUCCAAAACUGACACGACCGUCAAAGAAAAGUUGUCCUGUCAAGAUUGUUGCAAAGAAUAAUGUUAGCUUGAACUUCUUCAAACAAGAGUUGACACAUUCCUGUUUGCAAUCACACCAGCAUGGUAUUGAUGUGCAUUAACUCACCAUAGUUUCCUUCUCUGGACUUACAAUCUCACUGAACUGACUGCAUGUGAAACCACCUUACUGAUCUAUAUAUAGUGCAAUAACUUACAUAAUCAUAUAUCAUAUAGUACCUCAGUAAAAGAAAGAUCUACAUAUUAUACUAACAACUCGUAGUGCCAUUUGAUCCAAUUAGCCAUUCAAAUACAAAUUAUAUAAAUGUAUAUUAUAACAGCAGAUUGUAAAAAAUAGUAAUAACUUGCAGAAAAAUUAAUCUCAAAUUUAGGCUCAAAUUAUGAGUUUAUUAUCUUUAGUUUCUUAAAUUACUUUUAAGCCUGAACUAGUGUAGUUAAGAGAUAUAUUUUUUUUUGUAAUAAUCAGACAAAUUUCCUUUUUUGUUUUCUUCUGAAAUCAGAGGUAAAUAGCUAAUAUUCAAAGUUGAUUGGUGGUAGCAAGAAAAUAAUAGCUGCAAAAUGUCGGAUUUACUUCACUUUGGGGAUGAGGAUGAUAACCUGUUCAAGCCAGAAGAAAGUCGUCCAACAAAGGAUAAUUACCUGUUCAAGCCAGAAGAAAGUCGACCAACAAAGUCUUUUGAAGAUAUCUUUGGAGACACUGGAGAAGACAACACUCUAGAUGAUGUUUUAAUGGCCCCUAUACAGGAUGACAUUUUCAAGACCUCUGAUAUUAAACAGGCUGAAACCAUGGUCAGUAAAGCGUCGUCAAAGCAAUCAGCCACCCAAAAAACUGUUGACAGUUUAUUUGGAUCAGAUAUUGAUGAUGAGCCUGAUUUGAUGUUCCCAAAAGGAGACAAAAAGCCUGCCUCUGUGAAAGAUGAUGACUUUGAUUUUCUAUUCAGUACAGCUCAAGUAAACAAAAGUGAUAAGAAAUCUUUUAAAGAUGACUUGGAUGAUUUCUUCGGCUCAGCUGUUACUGCUCAGUCUAGCAAGGCCAGUCUGAAGGCAGAUGCAGGCAUGGAUCUGUUUGACAUGGGUGAGAGUGUCAAUACUGAUGAGGGAGCCUCCACUGAAAUGUGCCAUUUGUUAGCAUCAGAUAUACAUCCAGUGUUCCUUGUUGACCCCCAUGACAGCCUGGAUGCAGUACUGAAAAUGCAGCCAGAGGGAACUGUGCCAGCCUCAGAUGACCUCUUCUCUCUUGCUAACUCUGCUGCUAAUAAUAACACUUGCGCAUUGCAUGAUGAGUACAAUAAGGAGCAGUCAACAGAAGGGGAGACCAAUGAAGAAGUGACUGUGGACGAUAUUUACACUAAAUCUGAGUCAGAGCCCUGCAAUGAGAGUCCUGAACUAGAUGAAGAAGAACCAGUGGCAGAGACAACCAAUACUGACAAAACUGAUGAUGUUGACAAUCUUGAUGUAAAACCAGAGGAGACUGUUGACACCAAAGAAGAACUUGAAGAAGAGAAACACUACACAGAACCUACAAAGAAAAACAAGGCUAAGAAAUCUCUUCCAAAAACAAAUUUGAAAAAGAGUAUGGAGCGUAGUUUUGAGGACUUGCUCACAGGGCUCAGUGAUGAGUCCGAGCCCGAACUCGACGAUCUGAUCAUACCAGGCGCAAUGGAAAGCUCAAACUUAGAGUCCAUCCUUUGGAGUCCGACCACUUCUAAAGCGUUUGAUGAUACUUCAGUGAGGGCAACAGUCUUGGAUAACUCAGAUGCAAUGUAUGCUAUUAGUAGCACUCCAAAUGUUGAGGUCAAGGUCACAGCUCCAGAGAUCAGCAUUGAACCAGCUGAUACUGAAGAUUUCUUUGAGUUUGUGGACAAGGAGGAGAUUGAGGGGCAGGAGGAGGGGGAUAUCAGUGGGGUGGAGAUGAGGCACAAGCCCCAGGCUGGAGAGUUUGACCUUCCUGACAUGCAGGAUGCUAACCAUUUGGAUGUGGAUGUGACCAAGCACAAGUCUGCCCUUGGCAAGCAAGGCUCCCUUGCUCUCCGUAGGAAGCUGUCACGUAAAUCUCGCAGGUCGCUGCUGUCCACAGGUGAAGACGCUCUCUUCCAGGACUCAACAGAGCCAAAGCAAAAUGCUGACAGUGAGGGUGAGGAGACAGUUGAACCUGAGGCGAAUGACUCGCCCCCUGCCAAGAAACCCAGCCCUUCCAUGAUGGUCCCUCUGCCUGGCAUUGCUGCAAAGCCACCACAGAGACUGACACCAAGUGCCACAGACGGUCUUGAGGCUUCCACUGAAACAAAAGAGGUGAAGCGUCUGUCACGACCUCCACCAGGGGCCUUCAUUCUCCCCUCCCCAGCACAAGUAGAUAAACCACUUCGAUCACCAACCAAGCCACCAACAUCAACAAAACAAGUCACUGAGAACAAAUCAGCUGUGUUUGAAAAACCGGCACUGAGGUCCGUCAAACCUGUGACAGAUCAAAGGUCACCGGAACCCAUGGAGACGGGCACAUUCUCUACACCUACCUUAAAGAGUGUUGAACUUCAGGAGGGAGAGAAGAGGGGCCGCUCUGAAAGCAGCGAGAGAGACUUGUCUUUUCAGCCGCCAGUGUUAAGGAGCCGGACAUGUGAAACACCUGAAGAAGACAAACCAAGUCCAUCUAACACAGGAGUGUUCAUCAAGCCAGCUUUGAGAAGCACGCCAAAGCCGGAAAGGAAGUCGUCUGAGUCUGAACAAAGUGAGAAACCAGACUUUGAUGUUCCUCUGAAGAAAGCUUCUAAGCCUGAUUUAAAGCAGAGACAUGAAUCACCUAAACACAUGUUUGAGACGCCCAAAUUGAAAAGCACUGGACGUAAAAUAACACCUGCAGAUGAACAUGACAAUGAUAACACCAACACAAGUGCUAUUCCUAACAAUGACCAUGCAUUUGAUAAACCUGUUCUCCGACAAACAAAAACGAGAAAUGAUUCAGCGGGUGAAUCAGGGUUCACGUUUGAAAAGCCUCCAUUAAAAUCUGCUGUAUCACCUGGCAAUGCUAGAGAAAAACCAGACAACUCAUCAGGCGGAAUGUUUGAAAAGCCUGCGCUAAAACGGGCAACACCAUCUCCAGAAAAAGAAGUGAAACCAGCUACCGAGCCCAAGGGGAUAUUUGACCGGCCGGUGUUGCGGAAAACCGGGUCCGUGAGUCAAGCUGAAAAGGACAAGCAGGAACAAGAGAAGCCGUCUUGGCUGCAGCAGGCUGCAGAAAAGCAGUCCAAAGUCCUUGAUGUCUUGCAGUCUAAAGAAAAUCACCAUACAAGUGAAAAAUCUUUGCCAUCUUGGCUGGAGAAACCUGCACUUAAGAAAACAGGGGGAAGCCCUCUACAGGACUCCAGUAAUACCCAGUCAAGCCAGAACGGAGAUGAGGAUAUGAACAAACUGAGCAAAAACGUAAAAAUCAGGAAGCAGUCUAGCGGCUCUGAGAAUGAACCGAGGGAGUCAAGAUCAGGUUCAGUGACUAAGCCACAUGACAACUACACUCCGAGCUGGCUGCGGCAGGGGAGGUCACCCUCUGUGCCCGCUAGCGGAGUUAUGUCCCCUCCACAGAACAUCCCCACACAGAGCAACGAGAUGCCACAGUGGAAGAUUGAACUGCAGCAGCGGAGGGCCAGCAGGAAGGAGAAAACACCAGAGCAGGAUACGUCAAUGCAAAGUGAUGAGAGUUCAGAGCCAGAGUGGAAGAGAGGUCUGGCUUUGAGGAAAACAUCCCGCUCUACUGCAGCUACCUCUAAAGAUAACCAUUCUGUGGAGCCAGAAUGGAAGAAAGCUGCAGAAGAGAAGCGUGCUCGCUUGCGAAAUAAUGAUGCUGAUAUAAGUUGUGACCAAUGACAGGGUAGUAUAAGAUAUUGUGUACACCCCUUGUAGUUUUCUGGCCAAUGAUUGCUUUGCAGUGAUUGCUCCUGUAUCCUCCACCUUCCUUCACCAUAGCCAAUCACAUUGAUUAUCAUUCAAAAACUUCUUCAAGUCACAAUGCAUUUUCCUAGCAGUCUGACCUUAGUUUUAGACAGAGACUAAAGGCAUUUCAGCAAUGUCUACAAUGCUACAUGGUCAUCCAAAUUAUAUGUUUUGAACCUUUGCAUCAUUUGUUAUUGAUUGCACAAAAGCUGCUUCAAAGCUUUUUCGUAGAAACAUAGCAUGGUAUUGUGCAUUUCUCCCUGUAUAAAUGUGCACUAUCACCAUGAAUGGCAAAAAAUGUGUCAUUUUUUGGACAUUUCAUUGAGGAUGGCAAGGGUGUUGUCCUUUGUGUUUAUUUUCAUAUAAUAUUACAAGAGUUCUGUCCUUUCAUUGGACAGAGAGAGUGCAGUGUCAUAUGAGCACAUAUGUAAACUUUGCUCAUGCACACUUUCUACACCAUCAAACAAAGUUUCAUCUUAUCUCUUUCCCUUCCCUUUUUUCUGGUUUUGGGACCCUUUAUGUUUUGCAAACCAGUCAGUGAAUUCUUUACACCACAUUGGUGUGGAUAGCACUAGUUUUUUCAAUGUUGACGAAAUUUUAUUGUAUCUUUUGUUUCGUGUUUGGAAGCAUAGAUAUUUUGCUUCUUCUUUUGCUAGCUGGACAAUUAUUGUUUCCUAUAACAAGGUAAUUCAUUUCAAUAUAGACAUCUCAGAGGUAGAUAAAACAUAUUUAUGUGUAGUUAUUAACCAGGUUUUUAAAUAAAGUUAAAAAUCGUUACUAAAACUAAAACAAUUGUCGUGCUCAAAACUUGAGUCUGGAUGGAGAUAUUGUGCUGAAAUUUUGUAUGAGAUUCCAUUAGGGACAUGUUGGGUCACGAUCAACAAGUUUUUAUUUGGCUAUUGUUGUUUUAUAUGUUUGUAGCUUACUGUCAACUUGGGUCGCAUGUGGGAUUAGUAAGAUCAAGGUCAAGAUCACUGUUACUUAAAAAAAAAUUGUACUCAAUCAAUUGAGUUUUCAUGGAGGUUUUCCUUUGAAAUGUGAGUGUAGGUAAGCUUAGAAGCAGACCUAGCAUUAAAAUCUGUGUGUAGGUAAGCUUACAUGCAGACCUAGCUUUGAAAUGUGUGUGUAGGUAAGCUUACAUGCAGACCUAGCUUGGGAAUGUGUGUGUAGGUAAGCUAACAUGCAGACCUAGCUUUGAAAUGUGUGUGUAGGUAAGCUUACAUGCAGACCUAGCAUUAAAAUCUGUGUGUAGGUAAGCUUACAUGCAGACCUAGCUUUGAAAUGUGUGUGUAGGUAAGCUUACAUGCAGACCUAGCAUUAAAAUCUGUGUGUAGGUAAGCUUACAUGCAGACCUAGCUUUGAAAUCUGCGUGUAGGUAAGCUAACAUGCAGACCUAGCUUUGAAAUCUGUGUGUAGGUAAGCUAACAUGCAGACCUAGCUUUGAAAUGUGUGUGUAGGUAAGCUUACAUGCAGACCUAGCUUUGAAAUGUGUGUGUAGUUUAGCUUACAUGCAGACAUAGCUAUGAAAGUAUCAAUAAUUAAAAGUAUUUUCUUGUUUUAUAUGAUGAAAGGGUUCAACCUGUCUGCAAGUUGAUUGUCAAAUUCUUCGUGAUUAUUAGCAUAUCCAAAUGUAUACUACAUGUAUGACAGAGGUCAAGUUCAAUGUAUAGUUUGUGUUUUGUACAAGCAUGCUGGUGCUAGGACUAGAAUGUGUUCCAUGGAAGCAUCUGUUAUUUUCUACCAGGGAAACCUGUUUGCCAAGGCUAUCUAUGUCCAUAAUUAUUUUCCUUCCAUAACAUGCACCAAAUAUAUUAUUAUAUGAAUGAUAAUAAGUGCUAACAUCAUUUAUGUAAGUUGUGUGAUAGUUUAGAAGUAUAGAUCUCUAAUUCCAUGGUCACAUUAAUCAAAAUAUAUAUAAUUAAUGCAAUAGUAAUAAUCUCACCUUUUAAUUAACAUGAACUAGAAACGUUCCACUAAGGGGAUAAUCAUCAUUGGAAACAAGAAACACUUUCACCAUGUCCCCCCCAAUAUACUUGACCUUUGACCUUGAAGGAUGACCUUGACCUUUCACCACUCAUAAUGUGUAGCUUCAUGAGAUACACAUGCAUGCCAAAUAUCAAGUUGCUAUCUUCAAUAUUGCAAAAGUUAUAGUGUAUAUAAAAUGAGCGAUUUUGACCCAUAUAUUUUUCCUUUGACCUUGAAGGAUGACCUUGACCUUCCACCACCCAAAAUGUGCAGCUCCAUGAAAUACACAUGCCUGCCAAAUAUUGCAAAAGUUAUGGCAAAUGUUAAAGUUUGACGCAAACCAACAAACAGACAGGGCAUUUAAUUUCAUUUUAAUUUUCAAAUAUAUCGAUAGCAAAUAUUAUACUGUAACAGCUUUAUAGCAUGCACAAAUAAGUCUUCUUUAAAGUGUGCUACUGAAAAUAAGCCUUGGCAAAGUUUAUUUAUGUGCAUGAUAAUUGAUUGGCUGUUUAUGACCAGCACUUUUACCUAUGAAUUAUUGAGUGUAUUAAAGAAGGCUUUUCACAGAUUUUGGCAUGUUUUGAAGUUUGUCAUUAAAUGCUUUAUAUUGAUAAAUGUAAACACUAAAUUUUAAAAGCUCCAGUAAAAAAUAAAAAAUAAAAUUUUAAAAAGGAAAAAAAAAGUAGCCCGCCGCAGGGCUCGAACCAGUGACCCCUGGAAUCCUGAAGUAAAAACGCAUUAGCCAACUGAGCUAUCCUGCCAAGCAUGCUAAGAUACUUAUUUUAUACGUUAUAUAAGCAAUCUUCGUAGUUUCAAAAAUUUAAACGACAACAACAGAACUCUCCAAAUUAUUCUAUUGUUUCGCGUUGCAACGCUUUAUAAUUUUUAGGUUUUUAAAUCGUCAAAAGAUGCAUAUAAUGGAUAUUUUAGAGCAUGGUAAAUACAUGUUCAGUUAUGCUGUUUCCUAACAAAUAUCAUAACUUAACUAAAAAUUUGCGAAUCUGAAACAACUUUUUUCAAUUUUGUCAAUUUACCAAACCGUGAAAAGAUCCCUUUAAGGCAUGUCAUGAUGUCCAGGUAGUUAAAGCCAGACAAGUGUAAAGAUCUGAAGCAUGAUUCUGUUCCUCCACAUUACUGCUACCAAGUACUGCUGGAUAUAUGAACAUGAGAGUGGAUUUGUAAAUAAUAUAAUAGUUUGCAAGAUAAAACAUUAAUGUUUUAAAAUAAAAUAAAAAUAAAAAAUUCUGUGUGUUUUGUUUCAGAAAAUAGUUGUGUAAAAGAUGAAAGAUUGAUAUAUGUAUUAAUAAUACACUUGUUGACAUAAAUUGUUUUACAGUUUGUUGAACUUUGUUAUAAAUAUAGCUUGUUAAUAUGGCAAUUGUUUGUUUAUUUCAUGAUAUUUGUGCAUUUAUUGUUUGUAUAAAAAAAUCUUUGUUGGACACCACUGUUAUGCAUUAAUGGUUUUAAUUACUGAAAGUUUAAUAUUCUUGAAAUCUGAGGAUUUGAUUAUAGAGCAUGAUAAUACAACUAAAAUUAUUAAUAUAAUAGCUUUGUCAUUAUAUUUUUGAAUUACGAUUGCAAAUGCAAUUAGGUGCAUUUAUUUGCUUACAGGUAUUCAUGUUUCAAAGCAUUGUUCAAAAAUAAUUAUUAUUUAGAAGGACCAUUUUGUACACAUUUUAUUAUUAUAACACAUUCCAGGUACAAUACAUUUUGAUACAAUUUUAACUUUAUUUAUUUUAAAUGCUCAAUAUUAGUUAUUUAUUUUUAAAUGCAAAAGCAUUCAUGCAUUCGAGGUGUUUAUAUGAUAUAAUGAUCUGUGCUCUGGGAAAACAGGGCUUAUUACGUGUUCAAGAAUGUCCUGUGGAAUUGGCCUGUGAAGUCAUCAUAGGCUUAUCAGGGAAGAUUUAUCAGCCUUAACACCAUAAUGGUUAUGAAAGAAAUUUCUUUAAACAAAAAAUUGCAUGAAAUCCAAAAAUACCCCUGAUAAGCAAGUGCGGACCCAAUAUUUAUAAUCUUUGACAACACUUUAUGCAAUAAGUCCAGUUCCAAGAGUGCAUCUCAUAUUAUUUUAAUUUGCUCAGAUUGAUGUCUUUGAGGACCAUGUUUCAUGAAUGUACUGAAUGAAGACAGUGAAAUUAUCAUAUAUUAUUUACAUCAACUUAAGAUGUAAAUAUAAAUGAAACAAUAUGUAAAGCUUAUCAACAUUGCUUCCAAGUUUUUACAAUUUUAUCUGACAUAUGCAAACAUGGACCAGAAGUCAUGGACCAGAAGUAAUGGACCAGAAGUCUAUUGUUCUACAAUUGUAACAGUUGAUCGUGAUACUCUUGUAUAACCUUCUUAAUUUUUCUGUAUCAGACAAGUAGAUACAAUAAUUACAUGCUCAACCUUACAUUAGCAUUCCAUUUACUUGUACAAUCAAUUGAUUACAUCAAUCAUGCCACAUGUUUAAUAAUAUAAUGAUAAGAAUAUAAAAAUAUUUCUUAUAUUCAUAAAAAUUUAUGCAGUCUUUUAUAAUUAUUCACUAAUUAUUAACUGGACAUUAUGAAUUUGUUUUAAUUAUUUUGGAUGGCAAUAUUCAAAUCCCAUGGUAUUUAUAGUUCAAUAAGCAAUUAAAUAUAUGAAUUGCAGGUGUUCGAAAUAUGGCAAUGUCAUAAAGUAGCAUCUUUCUUAUGAAGAAUUGCCAAAUUUUAGUUUCAUAACUCUAGUAAUUGCAUAAAAUUACAUGGAUAUAAUAAUUAACUAUAAGAAUAUUUUAGCCUCUGUAAAUUGGUAUAUAUGCUAAUGGUGAAAAGUACAUGCACAGAAAAUGGAUGACAGAGUAUGCUAUCAAUUUUUUUACAACGUUUAAAUGGGGUAGACAAAGUACUUUCAAAAAUUUAAUUCAAAAUCUCUGUUACUUCUUUUUUGUCAUUGUAUCUUAGUUUGGUUAUUGAUAUUGCAAUUUUUCAUAAGCCAUCCUCAUAAAGAACAUUAAUGUAAUUAUAAGUAUUAAAGUAAUAGUUGUCUUGAAACAAUUAACAUAUUGGGUAUUCUUAAUUACUGUUGUACUAUGUGGACAGUGAUUGUUUUGUUUUCACAUUUCAUUUAGUGUAAUCACCCUUAAAUUAUUUACAUACAUUAUGGUAUUUAAAGUGUUUCGAUACUGUACAAGUAUAUUUUUAAAUAAUUUAAAACUGUGUUAUUAUUACUUUUUGUGUUAAUAGUAUUCAUGCUUAUUUUGACAGUUAACUGUAAUAAUUAUUUUAAUUAGAAGAUAAAUUUUCCCAAAUGCUGAUGAUAGUUAAUCUAAGGUCUUUAGUGCUUCUGUUUGUGUUUUGAAAUGCUCAAAAUGAUACGCCAAUGCAGGGUUAUUCAAGUGACCUUAAUUGUAUAGAUGAAAUGUUGACUGUUUUGUCUCUCAAAGGCAAUUUAACUGAUGGGGCCUUUUAUUAAUAUUUCAUGGCAAAUUUAUAAGGGAAAUCAAUUAUUGAAGUAGCAUUAUUGAUCAGCUCCAAUAGAACAAUAACUAUGAGUUUAUUACUAUAAGUAUAUGUGUUUAUUUCAAAGGUAUCUUUAGCAUGUUCAUUAGCUAAGAACAUAUUCAGCAUAAAUGUCUAAUAAAAUUACUUAAAAGGUCUGUUUUCAACUAUAGCUGCUUUAUGAUCUUUGACUAAAGUCUAGGUUCAGUAUUUUUGAAGCAUGUUUGUCAUUUUUUCAGAUGACCUUGAUUAGUGCAAAUGCUAUAUUGUUGUUUUGUUUUCUUCAGUGCCUAGCCUUAAUGCUUUCCUUAUGCAAACAAGGUCCUAUAUGUGGAUUCCACGAUCAUUGAAAACUACUGAUAUAUGUAUUAUGUGUGUUGCUAUUAUGAUGUGCUUAAAAAUAUAAUUAAAUACAUACAUGAAGUAUACUUCAUUAUUAAUAAAUAGAAUUUUAUUGUU